Anopheles moucheti is the source of this 4742-nucleotide messenger RNA. It is a transcript of the gene PIG-V, whose product is annotated as GPI mannosyltransferase 2. The coding region runs from base 318 to 1997 and encodes 559 amino acids. Gene Ontology annotation, cellular component: endoplasmic reticulum membrane; mannosyltransferase complex. Gene Ontology annotation, molecular function: alpha-1,6-mannosyltransferase activity; GPI mannosyltransferase activity. The record is from RefSeq and is a predicted model, not a curated record. NCBI's taxonomy places the organism in Eukaryota, Metazoa, Arthropoda, Insecta, Diptera, Culicidae. Gene Ontology annotation, biological process: GPI anchor biosynthetic process. The transcript is spliced from 2 exons.
GGAAUUUCCCCCCUGUUCGGAACCUCGCGAAAUAGUGCAUGAAACAACUGUAAUUCCAUUUGCACGCUCUCUAGUGUCCUGGUGCUAGCUGUAUAGUCGGGCCACGGACUGGUGUGUAGUGAAGUUUUGUCAUUGACGUUCGAGGGAAGGUGAAUCUACAGCAGCUGGCUCAGGCAUAGUUCUUAAAUGCUCCAUCGAAAACAUCGCAACGGUUCGCAUCAUUAAUAUUGAACCGUUCCACAUCCAUCCACAUAUGACUGUUUCCUGGGUGGAAAUACUUUGAUGUAUCACUGUGGCUCGUUGGAGCUGGUGCAACAAUGCGUUCGGAAUGUUACAACGGUGGUGCAACCUCGUCGCCAAAGCGAAGGAUGCACGUAGUAGGCAAUGGGAAAACGCAUCAGCAGCAUCAUGUACAUCAACAUCAUCGACAGCAUCAACAUAGCCAACCCGCGACAGGUAGCAUUCACCGGGAAACGGACGCGGAAUCAUCCACCAUGACCGAACUACCACCAUCCAGCGGAUCCUUUCUUCACAUAUCAAUCACCAAGCUAGCCAUUGGUAGCCGUCUGUUCGUGAUAGUACUACAGCUUGUCGCUAACCUAUUGUUGCCGGAUCACGAAGCGGGAGUGUUUGUGGCACCGCACGAUAAGGACGCGCCCGAACGACCGCUAGAUGCCGUGGUACGCUUCACACUGGGUGGACUGAACCGCUGGGAUGGCCAGUACUUUCUGCACAUUGCCGAGCAUGGCUAUACGUACGAGAAUGUGCUCGCUUUCUUCCCGCUGUUUCCGUUCAUACUGAAGAUAGUGAGCAGUGCGCUGAGCAGCUACGAAGUGGUCACGUUCGUCAGCUACCGGGAGCUUUCGCUGCUGUUGGCGGUACUGCUGAAUGUGGUCUGCUUUACCGGUGCUGCCAAAGCGCUCUACCGAUUGAGCAAGCACGUGCUCGGCAGCCAGAAGAAGGCGGAAAUAGCCGUCCUGCUGUUCUGCUUCAAUCCCGCCUCCAUCUUUUUUACCGCCCCGUACACCGAAAGUCUGUACGCGUGGCUUUCCUUCGUCGUAAUGUACCAGUGCAUGGAGGAUGUGACGUCGAUCUUUCUGACCAUCCCGCUCAGCCUUUCGAUCCUGUGCCGCUCGAACGGUAUGUUCAAUAUCGGUUUCGUGCUUUACUUCGUCGUACGUCGUAUCGUCGCCCAGUACAACUUUCACAACAUUAUUUGCAUCUGCUCGCGGCUCUUCUCGAUGCUGAUCAUCGUGCUGUUUCACUACGGCAUCGCCCAGGUGUACAACUACUACCUGUUUUGCUUCGUGCAGAAGUUCAACUUCCCCGACCAUGUGCGCGAGUAUGCGGUGGAGCACGGUCUCGUACUGGCUGGCAAUAAAACGGACGAUUCGUCACCUUGGUGCACGAAUUUGCUGCCCCUGUCGUAUUCGUACGUGCAAAGCCACUACUGGAACGUGGGUUUUCUGCGCUACUACGAGCUGAAACAGCUGCCAAACUUCCUGCUGGCACUGCCGGCAAUUUAUCUCGUACUGAGCAACUCGUACCAGUACCUUUGCGAACAUUGGGAUUACGCCGUACGCCUAGGUUUGUUCCGGCUGACCAAGAAGCAGCACAAACUGAUGCGUCCCUACGAUCGGUUCGCGCUGGUGUUCGUGGUCCACGCGCUCGCGCUGACCAUCUUUUCGCUGCUGUUCGUUCACGUGCAAGUUACCACUCGGCUGCUGUGCGCUGCCAGUCCGGUGCUGUAUUGGUAUACGGCCGAAUAUUUUACCGGCGAACGAGCGUUUAUCAAGCGGCAAGUGAUCCGGAAGCUUUCGAAGCAGGUCAAGGAUGGAGAAGAAAACAGCUGCACCCACGUGCUGAAUCACAUCGAGCUGAGCGAUCUGCUGGACUUUCGCUGGAUGAAUGGACGGCAGCAAGCAAUUCUGGUGUACUUUUUCGGAUACACCGUGGUGGGAACGGUGCUGUUUAGCAACUUUUAUCCAUGGACCUAGGAAGAGCAGCGGCUGAAACCUUGUUUUUAAGACCAACCCCUCAUCGCUAGUGGCCAUUCUUUGCUUCGUUUGCUCCUUGGAAACUGCGGAACACAAUAUCAAUACUGACCAAAGCAAAACGACGGUUAUCAUAAACCAAGACAUUCUACACACCAUUGGGAUUACACUUAUCUCGUGCCUUUUCGCUCUACAUACAUACAUUCAUACAUACUUAUUGCCAAAACAAAGGACAGCAACAACAGCUAGGGAGAAGAAAGCAUUGUACUGUUGUAACGUGUAGCACCGGUUGAACCAUCGUGCACGUUGCGCUUCACGACCAAAGUUACGCUUUCUAUUUGCUCAUUGUUUGUGUAUGCGAUGGGUGUUGCCAUUUAAAUGUUGAAUUUCAAAAUUUGCCAAAAUUAUUAGCCAAUUGGGAGAGAAAUACUUUAAAACAAUGCCUAUCGUUUUCGAUCCGGACUGUGUUUAUUUAGCAUUGUAAGUAGAUUAGAACUGUAUCGAAGGGGGUUUAUGUUUUCGUGUAGUUACACAAUAUAGGUUGUUAACAUGGAAAAACGAACCGACGUGCAAUGGAAGCGUACUGUUAGUAUCUAUCAACCGCCUUGCAUUACCACCGAACGAUUGUCGUCCCCGUGUGCAGGCCGAAAACAGGCUUUGACCAUUUAGUUAGAGAGAAACCAACAAAGAAAUAUAUAAUCGAACGUAAUUUCGCUAUACAUUUGUGUACAUAAACAAUACUACAAAACGCUACAAAUGCAACGCAUGAAACAAAGGGAUCGACUCCUCCACCCGGUCGCCUCCUGCCUAUAGGGAGUGCUGAAUCGAGGUGCGAGAAAAGUGGAAUUUGCAGAGCUCUACCAUAUAUAAUAUAUAUAUAUAUACACAGUCACAAAAAUAUUGCUGCUAUACUAAAUAACAAUAAAUUAUAUAUUUAAACUCGACCCAUAUACCUAGUUUACCAUCCACAAGACUUUACAAAGCAGAUUUAGAGCAGAGAUGGGAAGAAAUUGUAAGUGCAAAGUUGUGAAACAUAGUUCCAAAAAUGGGAAAAGCUAAAUUUUGGAGUGAAAACGAAAACAAAACAUACAUUACUAUCUUACAUUAAGCAUAAUAACACAGGUUUAAGACAAAGGUCGAAACAAAAACCUAACGCUCUAGUCUCGCGAAAUCAAAACUGCAUAUAAUUAAACAUUAAAUAAGACCCGUUUAAAUUAAGUACUACACUAAUGUGCGCAAGAGUACACCUAAACAGAACGAAAACAAUCAAACAAAUAUUUCCUGUUAUAGAACUGGGCAAUCGAACGAACUUAAACAUAUUGUGAAUCGAAACCGGAAAGUUAGUGUGUUUUUUCCAUAGGAUGAUUAGUAGGUAACGUUUCAAAUCGUUGUUAAUUAUACAUCUUCAGUCGUAUUACUUCUGCGGGAAGUAAUAGAGGUGACGAGUAAUAAUAAUUGUCGAACAGAAUGAUCACGUCGAUACACUCUGCUAGUAUGCGUAAUCAGGGCGAGUUCAACGUCAUGUUAGUGAUUAGUUAGUAACAAAAAGGCAGAAUAGAUAAAACAACAGAAGCAACUAAAAGCCACCAUAAUCAAACGCGUUAACAAAAUUAAGCAAUUAAACCAGUCGCACUGUACUUAAUCGAACCGAAACAGUUAAAACAAACACAGCAAACGUAAAUAACAAUUAUCUAAAUACAUACUUUUAAAAACCAAAUCUUCCUCACGCAUAAAUAAUCAAACCAAGCUAAACCUAAUAGCAUUAAAGCAGAUUUAAAGACGCACACACUCACCGGUCGUGCUUUAGAUAAGUCUAAUCGAUUUUAGCUAUUACAUUACCUUACGAAACCAGUUCAAUUAACCGUACACUGUAUCGCUGAGAGUUAUACAAGUUAUACAAGCAGAAAAGCCGGAGGAGGACACGGCAAAGGUGAAGAAUAAACAAGCGCUAUAAAUGGUUUCACAGGUUGGAAUUUAAAUGAUAACAUAUCGCCUAUAUCUUCACAUGGCUUUUUGUUUCAGCUAAUAUAAGAAAUCAAUUAGCGAAGCACUCAGAGCUAGUAGCAUUAUUUAUAAACUUAUCUAACACAUUAUUAUUAUUGCACAUUGUAUAUAUGUAUUCUGUUAAUGCACAAUGUAUAGCAUUUGGUUUCAAUGUAUUUGCGCUAGACAACGAACCUAAUUCGAAAGUCGUAGGAGCGAUAUAUUAGCAUUUUAUUCUGACCUAUGAAACGUUGCGUUUAGUCUGUCUGUCGUAGAAUUUAUGCGCUACAUUUGCGCAAUAGAAGUUUCAUUGUAACGACAAGCAAUGUACCUUACUGAGGGAACGUUCAAUAGCUUUUUUUCGAAUUCAAUUUAAAUGUGAAAAUUUUCAUCCGUAGUUGUGUUUUCCGCGUAGCGAAACACUAAAUUCAAUGGGAAGCAGUACAGUUAUCUAUACAAUAUGGACAAAAAAGACAUCAAUUAAAGCUAUUUUCUUCCUGUGUGGUAUUGAAACCUCACAACAGCAACAAACAAAAAACAACUAAGCCGGUACUUAAAUAUUGGCAAAAGAAAUAUAAUUAGCCAUUCAGGUAUUUCAGACCGCCGUGACCAUCUAGUCGUUAAAUUCGAACACUUGUUGAAAUCAGAUUUUUCUAAUAAUCGUACGUGAUCUUUACUAUCUUCGCCGAGUUUGGCAUGUUAGACAAUACCUAGUUUCACUGUUGGACUAUUUCUAAUAGUAACUGCAAUAAACUUCUCAAUCGA